CAAAAUGAUAACACUAAUAGAUGCUGUUUGUUUCAGCCAUUAAAGCGUCACUACUAAUCCAGAAAUGGUACAGAAGAUAUAUGGCUCGAUUGGAAGUCAGACGAAGAUACACUUGGACUAUAUUCCAAACGUUGGAAUACGCUGGUGAACAAGAUCAAGUUAAGUUGUACAAUUUCUUCAAUGCUUUGCUGACACACAUUCCCCAAACAGAACGAGAAGUAGAUCCGACAAACUCCAAAAAUGCUUCCUUAGAAAACUUAAAUCUAGAAUUCGACGAUGAGUCACCCGACGAGGAAUACUACGAACCGGAAGAAAAAAGAAAACUGUCGCACUACCAACUAGAAUAUCCCUACACGGAAAAAGCGCUGAUUCAGCUGAUAGAAAUAUUCAGGAAGCAUCGUCAUUACCGAUUGCCCCCCAAAGACGUAGCAGAUAUUUUGAAACGGUCGAUAAUCUACUUGAAAAAACUACCCAACGUUAACGUAGCAUCGACAGGGAUAACGAAACAGUUGACGGUGUGUGGUGAUUUGCACGGAAAAUUUGACGACUUGUUAGUUAUUUUACAUAAGAAUGGUCUUCCUUCCGCCGACAAUCCAUACAUUUUUAAUGGCGAUUUUGUAGAUCGAGGAAAACGAGGCCUAGAAGUUUUUCUUAUUCUUCUUCUAUGUUUGCUGGCAAUCCCUGGGGCUGUAUAUCUCAACAGGGGUAACCACGAAGAUAUAAUAAUGAACCAGAGGUACGGAUUCAUCAGAGAGGUGCAAUCCAAAUAUAAAAAAAACCACGAAAAGCUUCUAAGGCUCAUAGAAGGCGUGUACCGGUAUCUUCCACUUGGCACCAUAGUUAACAAUAAAGUUCUUAUAGUUCACGGUGGUAUAUCAGAUAUCACCGAUCUGGAUAUGAUCAAAGGAUUGGACAGGGGUCGGUACGUAUCAUUAUUGAGACCUCCACUGACUGACAGCUCAGCACCGGGUGCCGAAGUUAUCGACAAACUGGAGUGGAAACAGGUGUUCGACAUUCUGUGGUCCGAUCCCCAGGAAAACAAAGGAUGUAUCCCGAACAGUCUCCGAGGAGCUGGCACCUACUUCGGGCCGGAUGUUACGAAAAAGUUCCUGGCGGAAAAUAAGCUCCAGUAUAUUGUUAGAUCUCAUGAAUGCAAACCGGACGGGUAUGAGGUGUGCCACAAUAACUCUGUUAUUACGAUAUUCUCCGCGUCAAACUACUAUGAAGUAGGCUCGAACAACGGCGCGUAUCUAAAACUGAUGGGCCCAGAGCUCGACACUCACUUCGUUCAGUACAUGGCCAACGCUGGUAGACGAAAACUAAACCUUUACCAAAGAAUGGGUUUGGUAGAAUCGGGAGCGUGCAAGGAAUUAAAGAUGCAGAUCAUGAAUAACAGAAUGAGACUUGAAGAGGCAUUUGCUGAAGCUGAUCCUGAAAGCACUGGACACAUAUCAAUAACUCAGUGGUGCGUUGCACUGGAAGAAAUUACUGGACUUCAGUUACCCUGGAGAAUGCUCAAAGACAAACUAGUUACAGUAGACGCUGACACAAAUAAAGUGAAAUAUCAGACGACAUUCGACGUCAAGAAUGAAAAACUUAACUCUGUACAAGGUGCUCAUUCUGUGGUAGAAACGUUAUACAGAAAUAAAAGUAGUUUAGAAGCCAUAUUCCACAUUAUCGAUAAGGACAAAUCAGGUUACAUCAGCCUAGACGAAUUCUCAGACGCCUGCAAUCUGAUCAAGAGAUUCAUGCCUUGCCCGAUGACUCAGGAGCAGCUACAAGAAAUCUGCAAGCUGAUGGAUCUCAACAAAGACGGCCAAGUAGAUCUCAACGAAUUCUUGGAAUCUUUCAGGAUGGUCGAUCCGCAGUCGAGACAAAAAUACUCCACUGAAUCGCCAGAGGCUAACCACGAAACUCCCAAGAAUGAUGCCAAAGUUAAAGUAGUAGAAAACGCUGUAAACCAAAAAGUAAAUGGUACGGCGAAACCCAACGAAGAUACAAAUAAUGACAUUAGAGUACAAGUCGACAUCCACCCGAAGAUAGAAAUCAACGGCAGCGACCGGCAGGAGUCGCUCACCGUUCAAAAAACCAACGUCCAGAUGUCGCCAGUGCUGAGCAGUCGUAGGGGUUCACAAAUAUAG
This is a messenger RNA of Diabrotica balteata, 2141 nucleotides long. The record is from the annotation of a GenBank genome assembly. NCBI's taxonomy places the organism in Eukaryota, Metazoa, Arthropoda, Insecta, Coleoptera, Chrysomelidae.